Molecule: messenger RNA, 551 nt
Organism: Rubroshorea leprosula
Lineage: Eukaryota; Viridiplantae; Streptophyta; Magnoliopsida; Malvales; Dipterocarpaceae
Source: the annotation of a GenBank genome assembly
CUCUUAUACUCCUCUUCUUGUGUAUAAGAGACAGAGUAAUAUGUGGUUGAUGGAGAUGUUGAAAGUGUAUCAAGAUGCGCUCGAUUUAAUGAAAAAGGUUAUACGUGAGUUUCCAGAUCUUGCUGGGGGCAAAUCAGCUGAUACGAGUGAACUGUGGAAUCUUUCGUAAACUUUAUCCAUUGGUUAGGUUAGGACUUAGGAGGCUGCUAAAAGAAGCGCUUGUUUUUUGGAACUUAUGCCAGCUAUGAAUCUGCUCUACAGCCAAUGUGGUGUCAGUUUCACGGAAUAGACUAAAGCCCUUGAGGGAGAUCUCAGGUUGGGGUUGUGUCCCACGGCAAUAUUGAAAACUUGAUCUUGAAUUUUGGAUUUUGAUCGGGGUUGAUCUUCUCGACGUUGUUCACAUGCUAAUCAGAAUGUUCUAUAGUGCUGGAAGAACACAGCAUUUGUGGGAUACCAUUUCUAUAUGUUUCUGUUUCCACUUUCUAGAACAUGGUUUUAAGGCUGUAAUGUGGAACCUAAAGUAUCACCUGGAUUAAAUAUGAAUAUAUUUU